This is a messenger RNA of Clupea harengus (Atlantic herring), 1059 nucleotides long. Its product is annotated as ATP synthase subunit C lysine N-methyltransferase. Gene Ontology annotation, molecular function: protein-lysine N-methyltransferase activity. The record is from RefSeq and is a predicted model, not a curated record. Gene Ontology annotation, biological process: positive regulation of proton-transporting ATP synthase activity, rotational mechanism; peptidyl-lysine trimethylation; regulation of mitochondrial ATP synthesis coupled proton transport. Gene Ontology annotation, cellular component: mitochondrion. Lineage: Eukaryota; Metazoa; Chordata; Actinopteri; Clupeiformes; Clupeidae.
UUGACCACUUACAUGGAGAAUCGGAGAGGCAGACCGUGGGAGGGACAGACCUUAUUGGUGUGUAAUAUGACCCUCGAACUACCAUCUUGGUUCUACUGGCAUGAGGGGAAACAUUGCUGCAGGGACUGUCCAACAUGGAUGACAUCGAUGUCAUUCUUCAGGACAAAAGACUCAGGUUACUCCAGCAACCGUUGAGCCCUAUAUUCACAGCUUCAACUGGAGCUCUGCUUCUUGGUGUCUACAGACUUUGGACUGUAUUUGCACUUCCUGGGUUUCGAAAAGUACCCGUAAACCUCAAGGUACCCUUCUUGCCUUCGGGUAAAACACAGACCCAGAAUGUAAUGAAACUGCUGCGUGGACGCAGGGGUUGUCUGGUGGACCUGGGCUCAGGCGAUGGCAGACUGGUGUUUGCUGCCUCCCAUGUCGGUCUGCGCUGCACUGGCUAUGAAAUAAACUUCAUCCUAACAACGAGCGCUCAAGUCCGAGCUUGGUGGAGAGGAGUGCCCCCCAGCAGUGCCAGCUUUGUCUCCAGAGACUUCUGGAAGACCGAUCUGUCAGAUUACAACAAUGUGACAGCGUUCUUGGCCCCUGGUGUGAUGGACGUGCUUGGGGAGAAGCUGCUGAAGGAGCUGCCUGAUGAAGCGCGGGUCAUCGCCUGCCGAUUCCCCUUCCCAGACUGGCCCUGCUCUGCGUCAGAGGGACAGGGUCUAGACCAGGUCUGGGCAUAUGACAUGGGAGCUGUGCGUGGCUGUCUCCUGCGAACCCCCAUGCCACUGCCAAAGGCAGAGACACAGUGUUAAUCACUCCCUUUUGUCCCCUUGAUAGCUGAGGUUGAUCUUGUACUAUGAGAUGAGAUCCCUGUAGCACAUAUUAUACCAAAUGCUUUCCCUGGAACAAUUACACUGUGGGGUAAGACCCAACCACAGUAUCCUCAGUGUCUCCAUAAUGAAACGUUUUCGUGCUCUCACUUGGUCUCAGCUAACACAACUUUGUUUUUUUAGACUCAAUAACUGACCCAAAAAAUGAACCAACUUUGGAGAAAAUAAAUCCUAUUUUGAA